Molecule: messenger RNA, 2039 nt
Organism: Monopterus albus (swamp eel)
Lineage: Eukaryota; Metazoa; Chordata; Actinopteri; Synbranchiformes; Synbranchidae
Product: kelch-like protein 41b
Exons: 6
Coding region: 73-1875 (600 amino acids)
Molecular function (GO): protein binding
Source: RefSeq, a predicted model, not a curated record
CCUGUGGCUGCUGUCUCCUUCCUCUCUCCAGAGACCCUCUUGUCCACCCGCCGUUUCCCCUCCUGACACACCAUGGACCCAAAUGCCAUCAAGGAGGAGCUGCGCUUGUUUCAGAGCACACUACUCCAGGACGGACUGAAGGAGCUGCUGAAUGAGAACAAGUUUGUGGACUGUACCCUGAAGGUAGGUGACCACAGCUUCCCCUGCCAUCGGUUGAUUAUGGCCGCCUGUAGCCCUUACUUCAGGGACAUUUUCUUCACAGAGGAUGGGAAGGAGGCGGAGAACACUAAGGAAGUGGUCCUGGAGGAUGUUGACCCUUCCACCCUGGACAUGAUCAUCCAUUACCUCUACUCUGCUGAGAUUGACCUCACUGAUGACAAUGUGCAAGAUUUAAUUGCAUUGGCGAACAGAUUUCAGAUCCCUUCAGUCUUCACAGUGUGUGUUAACUACCUUCAGAAAAAGCUGUCUCUGGGGAACUGCAUGGCCAUUUUCAGGAUGGGCCUAGUGUUCAGCUGUCCCAGGCUUGCUGUGGCUGCACGCAAUUACAUCGCUGACCGCUUCGAGCUCAUUUACAAAUAUGAGGAGUUCCUCAAGCUUGCACCCCACGAACUGUUCGCCAUCAUUGGUGGAGACUCAUUGAAUGUGGAAAAGGAGGAGCUGGUGUUUGAGGCAGUCAUGGCCUGGGUCCGCCAUGACAGGGAGAAGCGCAUCAAGGUCCUCAAGGAUGCUUUCAACUGCAUCCGCUUCCGCCUGCUAUCUGAGAAAUACUUCAAAGACAGAGUGGAGACUGAUGAGAUUGUCAAGGCUGACCCUGAGCUCCAGAAGACAAUCCAGGCCGUCAGGGAUGCCUUCAAGGGGAAACUUCCAGAGAAACCCAAGAAGAAAGAGGGGGCCGGAGAGGAGGAGGACAACCCAUUCCCUGGCUUCCUGAAUGACACCCGCAGACACGGCAUGUACGCCCGUGACUUCAUCCUGAUGAUCAACGACACGGCGGUGGUGGCAUAUGAUGUCAGUGAGAAUGAGUGCUUCCUUGCCGCCAUGUCGGAGCAGGUGCCACGUAACCAUGUCAGCCUGGUAUCACAGAAGAACCAGCUCUACAUCAUUGGUGGAAUUUUCAUGGAUGACGAAAAUAAGGAUGUGCCUCUGCAAUGUUAUGUCUAUUUGUUGGAUCCUGUCACUUCAGACUGGGUUGCCCUGCCUCCUAUGCCUUCUCCGAGAUGCCUGUUCAGCAUCGGAGAGAGCGGGAACCUGCUGUUCGCUGUGGCAGGAAAAGACCUCCAGACCAAUGAGUCACUGGACUCUGUGAUGUGCUACAAUGUUGAGAAGAUGAGGUGGAGUGAGACCAAAAAGUUUCCUCUGAAGAUCCAUGGCCAUGCUGUUGUCUCCCACAAAGGACUGGUCUACUGUAUUGGAGGAAAGACCGAUGACAACAAAGCUCUCAACAAGAUAUUUGUGUACAACCACAAGCAGGGAGAGUGGAGGGAGCUGGCAGCCAUGAAGACUCCCAGAGCUAUGUUUGGAGCUGUCACCCAUAGCGGCAAGAUUGUAGUAGCUGGUGGGGUCAACGAGGAAGGGCUCACUGCUGCAUGUGAAGCCUACGACUUUGCAACAAACAAGUGGGAGCCCUUUGCAGAGUUUCCCCAGGAGAGGAGCUCUAUCAACCUUGUGACCAGCGGUGGCUCCCUGUAUGCUGUGGGUGGCUUCGCUAUGGUUCAGAUGGAGAACAAAGAGGUGGCUCCCACAGAGGUCACUGACGUCUGGCAGUAUGAGGAUGAUAAGAAGCAGUGGAGCGGCAUACUGAGGGAGAUGCGUUACGCUGCUGGCUCCUCCUGUGUGUCCAUGCGCCUCAAUGCUGCCAGGAUGCCCAAACUGUAAACAGAAUCACUAUCUUUUUCUCUUUUUUUCUUUCUUUAACCCUCAUCACCACCCUUAUCACCUUAGGAUUUCUUUGACAUUCAUUUUUCUCUGAACUCAGAUGAUUUUUAUCUGUAUCUCUGCUCUGCUGCUGCUGCUUCAGAUGCUGUGGCAUCUCCAAAGUA